AUGACCUCCCAGACGUUUGUAAUCUCGCCUGUGCUAGCGAUGAAGGAUCGAAUCUUUACAGAGGACUCUGCUUCUGCUCAAAAAUUGCGCAAGUUUGAGCAGAAAAUGAUUACAUCGAUCAUUAACGAGGCAUGCCAUGACACUGUCAAUGACGAUCAAGUUGACUUGGACCCCUUGGAGUGUAACACGAUGGUCAAAUAUAUGCUUAUCCAGACAUGUGGGGAUGGAGAAAAAAUAGUGGGAUCCGACAUUGUGAACCUUCCGCUGAAGUUUCCACAGUUGAGAAUAGCCUCCAUUCCAUCGCUUGCCAGUUUUAUCAAUCGGAGGCACGACAUGUUUAAACGGCAUCGUGAUCUUCUCGAAAAACUUUUUGAACACGAUGACUUCGCAAGGGAGUUGAGUUUUGACGAAGAGACUGACGCUACAAUCGUGGAACAAUACGUCCCUAAUGAAAUGAUGCGUGCGAUGACAUUCAGCUGUAAGCGCACCGUCAAUCAAAAGAUAGGAAGGUGGAGCAUUACGUCAAAGAUUGGUACAUGCCAAUUUUCAGCGAGACAACUCAUUAGAUCGAUACGCACGGAAGAGUUAGACUGGUCCGUCCAAGCCGCUGCUAUCAGAGCUAUCUCAGCUUGCAUGGCAUCAUGUGGAGUAGCUUGUGUUCGGCAGUGCGUCGAGUUGCAAGCAUCGUGUGGCAGCUUCUUUCGACUAGAAAUCAUGUUUUCUCCACGCGCUCCAUCGCCUUCGCACGCAAUGGCUACAAGCACUGUCAGGAUGAGGGAGGCUGAAGAAACAGAGAGCAGCAGCUCAAAAUUGCAGGCUGUGAACAGAAGCGUCAUCAAGACUGAGGGAGGUUGCUCAAGGUACGAUGUUGUACGCUCUGGUGCCUCCAGCCUGUACACAUGUGCGAAGAAAAUCAGCACUGUGCAUGUGGAGAAUCAGGUCAUGCGCGAAAUCCUUCGGAUGCGAGAGAACCAAUCGGAAGAGUCGGGCCGCUUGACGAUGCAGCACAAAGGUCGUUACCUCAAGAGCGAGACCCUGCUUCAUACGCUCAACGAGGAGCUAAGGAUUGAGCUAACUCCGCUCGAGCUGAGAGAGGCCGAGUGUUGGAUCGAAGCAUGUCUGUCAAAGCAUGAGCUAAAGCUUUCUUGCUUCAGAGCCAAGAUGCAAUCCGACUACCUGCAGGAUGUCGCCCAGCUCUCGACAGUCUCAGCAGACAUGGUUUUCACUUUGCAUUGCGCCAUGCCCUGCAUCACUCCUGCUUUUCAUGGGCGGGAGAUCUCAUUGCAAUUGCAGAACUUCUGGAAGUUGAACCUGCAUACCAUGAUCGUUCUGUCAUGA
Molecule: messenger RNA, 1338 nt
Organism: Guillardia theta CCMP2712
Lineage: Eukaryota; Cryptophyceae; Pyrenomonadales; Geminigeraceae
Exons: 1
Coding region: 1-1338 (445 amino acids)
Source: RefSeq, a predicted model, not a curated record